Messenger RNA from Rodentolepis nana, 792 nucleotides. The record is from the annotation of a GenBank genome assembly. NCBI's taxonomy places the organism in Eukaryota, Metazoa, Platyhelminthes, Cestoda, Cyclophyllidea, Hymenolepididae.
AUGGAUAUACUAAGUCUUGCUGGAAAAAAUGCCAUUGUAACAGGUGCAAGCUCGGGAAUUGGUCGUGCAACAGCUGUACUCUUUGCCAAACUUGGUGCGGGAGUAGCUCUUGUUGGCCGAAAUAAUGUUCACCUAGAAGAAACCCGUAAAAUGUGUCAAGAAGCUGCCGGAGAUUCUGGUGCAGGUUUCGUUGUAGUGAAAGCAGACCUCGCAGAUGUGGAACAAGUCAAAACCGCAUUCAGCCAAACCAUCAGCCAUUUUGGCAAGUUGGAUAUCCUGGUUAACAACGCAGGUUACCAAAUCAAAGAUAGCGUAGAGAACUUUGACCCUGUCGCUCAUGAUCAAAUUAUGAGUGUAAAUGUCCGUUCUGUCAUUCUGCUCUCAAAUCUGGCAGUUCCGAAGUUGGCAGAAUCUAAGGGGUGCAUCGUCAACAUCUCAAGUGUUUCUGGUAAUAAUUCCUUCCCUGGAAUUCUGUCCUACGCUAUUAGCAAGGCUGCAGUUGAACAAUUUACACGAAAUGCUGCUGUUGAGCUUGGUUCCAAAGGCAUUCGCGUUAAUUGUGUUGCCCCCGGUGUUGUUGUGACCGAGCUUCAUCGUACAGCCGGUUACACAGAACAGGAGUAUCAAGCCUUCCUGAAUCGAGCUCGCUCAAAUAACUUGGUAGGCACUACAGGACAUGUUGAUGACAUUGCUAAAGCUGUCGCCUUCCUUGCUGCUCCAUCCACUGGAUCCUUCAUCAAUGGUGAAACCAUCUUUGUCGAUGGUGGAUGGUCUAAAAUGUGUCCCCGCUAA